Messenger RNA from Anopheles marshallii, 3930 nucleotides. RefSeq names its product protein timeless (gene tim). Gene Ontology annotation, biological process: DNA replication checkpoint signaling; replication fork arrest; DNA repair. The record is from RefSeq and is a predicted model, not a curated record. Lineage: Eukaryota; Metazoa; Arthropoda; Insecta; Diptera; Culicidae. The transcript has 14 exons. The coding region runs from base 1 to 3930 and encodes 1309 amino acids. Gene Ontology annotation, molecular function: DNA binding. Gene Ontology annotation, cellular component: replication fork protection complex.
AUGGAAUGGCUGCUAGCGAACCCGCAGAUCAACAGCACCUUCGGUUCGCUGGGCACGUUCGAGGACGAUGUGUACCACGUCAGCGAGGACUGUCUGGUAACGCUGGAGGAGAUCAUCUGUAAGCUGGCGGUGGAGGAUGCGACCCUGCGAACAUUUCGCCGGGCGAUUGGGUUCGGGCAGAACGUUAAGAACGACAUCGUGCCACUGCUGGUGAACGCGAAGGAUGUGAAGAUCAUCGACACGACGAUCCGGUUGCUGGUGAAUCUGACCGUGCCGGUCGAAUGUUUGCUACCGGUAGACCUUGUGUCGAAGUCGGAGAUCGGCCGGCACACGAUCUUCGAGCUGAACAAGCUGCUCAUCACCAGCAAGGAAGCGUUCGUCGACUGGAAGACCACCAAGGCGGUGAUCGACCACAUGAAGGGUAUACUCGAGCGGGACACGAAGCUAUCGAUCCAGCAGUGCGACAGCGUUAACAACUGUCUGCUGUUGCUGCGCAACAUCCUGCACGUGCCGGAGAUGGGCACGGGCGUGGGUACGCAUGCGGGCAGCUUCCCGACCGCCGGUCAUAACACCUCCUUCCAGAACCAAAUCAUCUGGAACCUGUUCACGCAGAGCAUCGACAAGCUGCUGAUCUACCUGAUGUCCUGUCCGCAGCGUGCCUACUGGGGCGUCACGAUGGCGCAGCUGGUAGCGCUGAUGUACAAGGACCAGCACAUCAGCACACUGCAGAAGCUGCUGAAUCUCUGGUUCGAGUCGACGCUGUCGGAGAGCUCGGAGGACAACGAGAGUAACACGUCGCCGCCGAAGCAGUGCAGCGGAGACUCCAGUCCAAUGCUUACGUCCGACCCAACGUCUGACUCGUCCGACAAUGGCAGUGGCAAAAUGCCAUCGUCCAUGAGCAAGGAAUGUUCGUCCGAGGCGCCGCAGGUCACGCGCAUGGUUGCCGACUACCCGACCCAGAUCAUACUCUCGCGGGCGAUCAAAUCCCACCAGAUGUACCACCAAACGCUGAAGGCGAACGCGACGGACGGGUGUAUCUUGGGCGGGACGACCUGCGGAAGCUGCUGCAAUGGUGGUGGUGGUGGUGGUGGUUGUGGCGCGAGUGGCAAACCCUCCUGCAAUGUUGCUGGCAUGCACCAUCAGCAACAGCAGCUGUGUGAUCACCAGAAGACACCCGCCUGUGCUUCCGAUGGGCAGGAAGUUAGCCGAAACUUUACCAAAAAGUCCAAAGGUGGCUCCAAGGUUUUUGAGUCGUCGGGCAGCAGCGGUUCGUCGGGCAUCUUUUGCAAACAGACGGUGGCGGCCGCGGUCGCAUCGGUCAAAGAUCAAGCAAUGAAGGAGUGCAGUAAGCCCCAUAAUGGGUCACAGUCGUGUCAGCAGCAACAGCAGCAGCAGCAGCAACAACAACCGCAACAAUUGCAAUCACCUCCAAAGUCACCAACAUCACCAUCCCAACAGCAACAGCAGUCACAGACGCAGCAACAGCAAUCGCAACAAACGCAAAAACAAAUACAAGUGUCGCUGUCGGAGAACUCUGACUGUGGUUAUGGUACGCAGGUGGAGAAAGAGUCCAUCUCCACCUCGAGCAACGAGGACGACAGUCCGCACCAGAAACCGAUCCAUCAGAAACCACCCUCCAACCAGAAGCAACGUUUCAAUGCGGCCAACAAGCAGCGCAAUCCCGUGUCGGUGCAGGAGAAGAAAGAAUUGCGUCGGAAGAAGCUGGUAAAGCGGGGCAAGAGCAACAUCAUCAACAUGAAGGGUCUCAUGCAUCACGUCCCCACCGACGACGAUAUAUCGCACAUCCUGAAAGAGUUUACGGUUGACUUUCUGCUGAAAGGAUACGGUUAUCUGGUGCAUGAGCUGCACACGCAAUUACUGUCGGAUCUGCAAGUGCAAAUCGACACGUCACAUUUUUUCUGGCUGGUUACGUACUUUCUGAAGUUUGCCACCCAGCUCGAGCUAGACCUGGAGCACAUCAACAGCGUCCUGUCGUUCGACAUCAUAAGCUACCUUACGUACGAGGGUGUGAUGCUGUGCGAGCAGCUGGAGCAGCUUAGCAGAGCUACCGAAACAGACAUAAAGCCUUGUUUGCGAAGAAUUCAUCUGGUUGUAACGGCGAUUAGAGAAUUUCUGCAAGCACUUGAUACGUACAAGAAGAGUACACAUCUGACAAAGGAGGACAAAGAGAAGCUUAAGCUGCUGCAGAUUCAGAUCAGCUGCACGGAGGAUUUGCGAUGCCUGUUUGUGUUGUUGCUUCGGUGCUACAACCCAAACAUUCAAAGCCGCCAGUACCUGCAGGAUUUAAUCGUGACCAACCAUACGCUCCUGCUGCUGCUCGACGGUGUACGAGAACUGACCGCGGAUGGCGUACCGGGCGACAUGCUGGGCCACAUCAAACAGUUCGCAACGGUGGAGAUAAUGCAUCAGUACGGGUUGCUGCUGGAAGACUUCCGCGAGAACGGGGCAUUCGUGAACGAUUGCAUCUUCACGAUGAUGCACCACGUGGGCGGCGAUUUGGGUCAGAUCAAUGUGCUGUUUCAACCGAGCAUCCUGAAAACGUACUCACAGAUAUGGGAAACGGAGUACGAGCUGUGUGACGAUUGGUCCGAUUUGAUUGAGUACGUCAUCCACAAGUUCAUCAACACACCGCAACCGGCACCAUUGACACUGUCGACAACACUGCCGGAGAUCAGUACGCAGCUGCUAUCGAGCAAUUUGCUCGUUACCUGGACACAGGAGGAAAAGGACUCGCUGCACUGGUACUAUGUGCAGUGCCGUCAGAGCAAGUGCGUCGUGGCGGACAUUUUGAAGCUGUUCCAGGAAAAUGGUAACCAGCAGAAGACGCGCCUGUCCAUCAUCGAGCAACUGCUCGAGCAGAACAUCAUCACGCUCAUCCAGUACGACGAUCUGAUGAAGGUGGAAAAUCCGGACUACGAGCGUAAUGUGCAGACACCGGCCCUAUCGGUCGCAUCGGCCGACUCACCCAAGCCGGAGGACGGUGACUCGAAGUCAUCAUCCAAGGCGGUGGACGACAUACAGGUGUUGCGCGACCGGCUCCAGAAGGAAAACCGUGGCAAACUGAUCGCCUGGCUGCAGAAGAGUUUGCUCGACUGUUGCUUCGUCAAGUUGAAUCUGCUGAGUGGCAACGUGUACGUGACGGCAGGCAUUGGUGGCAAUAUGGGUGUGGUCGUGAUGGAGCCAGUGUCGUACCAUUGCAUCUUGAAAAAGAAAUCCAUCCCGGUGGUACCAUGGAAUCAGGACCAGUUUGCGAUACUGUCCUACCAACCGUUCAUACUGCUGCUUCACAAGCUCGGCUUCCAUCUGCCGGCCGAUGCGAAGAAAAUGUUUGUGCGGAUUCCCGAAUUCUGGACGGCGGACAUCCUGUACAACAUCGCGCUCAAACUCGGUCCGCUGGAUAAAUCGAUUCUUAAGUUCGAUCUCAAGUACCUCAACAAGGUUCUUUCGAUGGAGAAACAAGCUAAGGCCGACCCUUGCCCGCCGAACGAUGCUCGGUUAGAGAACUUUGGAUUAUCAAGAUUCAGCCCUCAAAUCACAACUAACUGGCUCGAUGUAGUGAUGCGCAGUAAGACUGUGCAGAGCAAGCGUAAACUGGAUCUGCCCGGUCCGUCAAAGGUUAUCGAGACGGCCAACGCUACCCACCCGAGUGCGACGCUGAAGACGGGCGGAAAGCCACCGGUACAGACGAAAAUGCUGCACGACCUUUCGAUCAUUGUCGAAUCGAACGAUGACGACGAUGACGAGCUGCCGGCGGACGAGGACGAUGGGCUGGACAGCUCCGAGGUGCCGGUGCUGGAGGAGCACGAUGUCGUCAGUGCCUGUGAGACCGCUUCUGUCGCGUCGGAUCUGACCCGCAUGUACGUAAGCGACGAAGACGACAAGCACGACAUUGUGCCACCGAUUUUGUAA